Molecule: messenger RNA, 1257 nt
Organism: Cyphellophora attinorum
Lineage: Eukaryota; Fungi; Ascomycota; Eurotiomycetes; Chaetothyriales; Cyphellophoraceae
Product: putative formamidase
Exons: 9
Coding region: 1-1257 (418 amino acids)
Molecular function (GO): hydrolase activity, acting on carbon-nitrogen (but not peptide) bonds, in linear amides
Source: RefSeq, a predicted model, not a curated record
AUGCCUCACUCAGGACCUAUCCGCACUGCGCUGAAAGUUGACCUGGACAAGCCGGCAGAUGAGCAGGAAGCUCUGCAUAACAGAUGGCACCCUGAUGUACCUUUCUAUGGCACCAUCAAGAAUGGCGAGACAGUCAAGAUUGAGUGCGUGGACUGGACAGGCGGCCAGAUCGGGAACAACGACUCCGCCGACGAUGUCCGCAACGUUGAUCUGACCAAGAUCCAUUACCUCUCCGGGCCCUUCGAGAUCGAGACCGCCGAGCCAGGUGACGUUCUCCUUGUCGAAAUUCAAGACGUUCAGCCCUUCGACCACCAGCCAUGGGGUUUCACCGGCGUCUUCACCAAGGAGAAUGGCGGCGGGUUCUUGGACGAGAUCUACCCAGAAGCUGCCAAAGCAAUCUGGGAUUUCCAGGGCAUCUUCUGCUCCUCCCGCCACAUCCCCGGCGUGCGCUUCGCCGGCCUCAUCCACCCGGGCAUUCUAGGCUGCGCGCCCUCCGCGGAGAUCCUGGCAGAGUGGAACCGCCGCGAAGGCGAACUGAUCUCCACUACCUCGCUGGAACGGAUCGUUGCGCAGCCACCUGAGCCUCAGAAUGUGCAUGUGGGCAAAGGCAAAGGCGAUGCCGAACUCACGAAGAAGGUCGGCAAGGAAGGAGCCAGGACUAUACCCGGCAGACCGGAGCAUGGCGGGAACUGCGAUAUCAAGAAUUUGAGUCGUGGUAGCAAGGUGUAUCUGCCUGUGCAUGUCAAGGGCGCCAAAUUCUCCGUCGGCGACCUACACUUCUCCCAAGGCGACGGCGAAAUCUCCUUCUGCGGCGCCAUCGAGAUCGCCGGAAUCAUCACCCUCAAGUUCGACGUGAUCAAGAAUGGCCAGGAGCUGCUCGGCAUGAAGGGCGGUAAAUCUCCUAUUUUCCUGCCUGGGCCCGUCCAGCCGCAGUUCGGACCUGGACGCAUGCUUUAUUUCGAAGGCUUCUCCGUCGACGAAUCCGGCAAGCAGCACUACAUGGACGCGACGAUCGCGUACCGCCAAUCGUGUCUCCGGGUCAUCGAGUACCUGAAGCGCUUCGGGUACGAUGAUUACCAGAUCUACUUGAUGCUGAGCUGUAUCCCAAUCGAGGGCCAUGUGGCGGGGAUAGUCGAUAUUCCGAAUGCGUGUACGACGAUUGGGCUGCCUAUGGAUAUUUUUGAUUUUGAUAUUAGUCCGGAUGCUGCGGCUAAGGCGGCGGUUAAGAAGCUGGAUUUGGGGAAGUGUGCUCGUUGA